Cetraspora pellucida is the source of this 1528-nucleotide messenger RNA. The record is from the annotation of a GenBank genome assembly. Lineage: Eukaryota; Fungi; Glomeromycota; Glomeromycetes; Diversisporales; Gigasporaceae.
AUUACCUGGACCUUUACCACUUCCUUUUAUAGAAUGCUCUUAUAUGUUUAUGAGUGAUACUAAGGAACAAUUUGCAUUACUCCAACAAAAAUAUGGUGACUUUUGUGAAAUGUACCUUAAUGGAGUACGAAAUAUUGUGAUUUCACGUCCUGAAUAUCUUGAAACCAUGUUAACCGCUUCAUCUAAAGAUCCUACUUUCUUGUUAAGAUUACCGUAUACUGAAGCAUUAGAAGAAUUUGGAAUGGCUGGAAAAGGCAUAAUAGCAAAUCAUGAUGUAAACAGUUGGAAAUUUAAUCGGCAUUUCUUUAAUCAAGCAAUCUUAUCUCCAAGCUUUAAUCAUGAAAUUGUAGAAUGGGCUGAUAAAUUGUUUCCUGAAUUCGAUAAUUAUUUGAAAUCUCUUGCUAAUUUAAGUUUAUCUGGUGAUAAUUUACAAGACAACAACAAUUGGUCUUUAGAAAUUGACUUAGCAACAUGGAUUCGUAGAUUUACCAAUGAUAUGUUUGUGGUUUUGAUAACUGGUGAAAGAUCUUAUUCGAUGGCUUCAUAUUAUAAUACUUUGAGUCCUAUAAAAGUUUCUCGAUCUGAUACUUUGAUUGAAGAUUCUGAAAAAUUUAUUCAAUCUGUUGGUGAUCACCUUAUGGGUCUCACUUUUUUUAUAUACCUUGGUUCAUUCUAUCGUCAUUACGUGCCACCUUAUAAAUAUCAGGUCAAAGCAUUGCUCGACAAUCGUGAUUAUUUAUUUGAUUUAAUUGAUAAUAUGAUUAAGAAAAGAAGGAAAGAGAUUGAAGAGACUCCUAUAGGUACCAAAUUAAGGCAUGAUAUGUUGACAUCUUUAAUUACUGCUAAUACUGAAAGAGAUAUAAAUAAUGCAAAGAAAGUUGAAGGUGAUAUGUUUAGACCAAUGUCUGAUAUUGAAAUUAGAGGUAACUUGCUUGAUGCUUUCUUGGGUGGAACUGAUACUAUUUCAAGUACAUUUUCUUUUAUAUGCUAUUAUCUUUGCCUUAAUCCUCAAGUCAAACAAAAAAUGGUCGCCGAAAUCGAUUCGAUAUUUCCUCCAAAUAUUCCUUUUAAUAUGAAAUAUAAUGACCUAUUAAAAUUAAAAUAUUGUGAUGCAGUAAUUAAGGAAUCUAGUCGAAUUAGACCUGUUGGAAAUGAAUUUCCAAGAUAUGUUGAAUAUCCUUGUGAAGUAGGUGGAUACCAUUGGGAUGAGAAUAUAGUAUUCCAUAUAAACAUGAAUGGUAUUCAUUGGCAUAAAGAUCAUUGGUCUAAUCCUGAAAUUUUCGACCCUGAACGAUUUUAUGAAAAAGAUUAUAAGGAAAGGCAUAAAUUUGCUUUGAUUACAUUUGGUGCUGGGUUACGUAAUUGUCCUGGAAAAAAGUUGGCAAUGGUGGAAAUACUUUCAUUAUUGGUAUUACUAUUCAGAAAGUAUGAUAUUGAAUUAGUUGAUAUUAAUGCUCCAUUAAAGGUUAAAUCUACAAUAGUUAAUUUAGUUGAGGAAUUAAAUGUUAGAAUUUGGCCUAGAAAUUAA